CUACCUAUAUUCUACGCUAGUUUAGUGUUUCGACUUCAUUCUUGAGUACCGAAUCUUAAUGGAUUCUUGUUUUCCUGAAACACUUAAACAAACGUUAAGCUCUUAUAUUGUUUGUUAACAUCAAAACAUGAGGAUCCACUUUCCUCCAUUGCUUCUCCGUCUAUUCCAUCAUGUGCCUCACCCAUGCCUUAUCUCGAUGAUGACGAGGUUCUUGGGCGUCAAUUAUUACCAGCCAGGGGGUGUUCUUCAAGCUGCUGCUCGUGAUUCCAGACACCCAGUCGGCCAGCUACUGUCCGUGCCUCAAGCUGGUGACCGUGACUCAAACCAGCCGACGCCCAGUCCCACCGAUCCCCUCUCGGCAGUUUCUCCAGACAACCAGCCUGUACCCUCCACUGUGGCACUGACUUCUUCCAGCCCCAAUGAUCCCAUCCCAGUCGUCCCUUUGGAAGCACAGCCGGCUUCAUCCAGUCUGGCAGCGCCUACUGCCUUGGGACGCAGACAACGGCAUCGCACUCCUAAUGUCUGGCUGGCCGAUUAUCAAACAUAUACCGUCAAACAUGAUGUCGUUUCUACUUGUAAGUAUCCUCUGACACAUUACAUUGGAUAUGCUCGAUUUUCCCCUUAUCACAGGGACUUCCUAUCCGCAGUGGAUUCUGGAUAUGAACCGCAGCUUUACAAAGAUGCUGUGCGAUUUCCUCAUUGGCGGCAAGCAAUGUCGGAUGAGCUCUCUGCCCCAAUAGGAGUAUAUCACAAAUCUAACCCUACCGCAACCAUUCAACAAACCCGUAGAAGGAAAAGAAAUCCCUGAAUCCUGCAGCCCGCCCCUCCCUCUCCCAGUAAUCGGCCAAUUUGCAAAGCAGCUUCCUCGUCUGUUCUUGACCAGCCAUACGACGGACCGCCAUCUCCUCAGCUCUUCCUUCGACGAGCGACGGCCUCUACGUCGAAGUUUUGUCUCAGGUUGAAGAUUGAGGAUGUUUUUGCUAAUGGGUUUCUUCACCAACAUCUAGGAACUGCAAAAAUAAGUUGACAUACUGAAUAACUUAUUUUCCUAGUUUUUUUUAGAAUUUUUUUCUUUUUGGGUUAUAUGUUGUAAGAACAUUGCAUUUAAAUUUGUUGUUGGCUUGUUGAUGGAGUGUUGGACAAUUGACAAUUAAAAUGUUUGAUGCUAU
This is a messenger RNA of Cuscuta campestris, 1169 nucleotides long. NCBI's taxonomy places the organism in Eukaryota, Viridiplantae, Streptophyta, Magnoliopsida, Solanales, Convolvulaceae. The record is from the annotation of a GenBank genome assembly.